Leptidea sinapis is the source of this 1709-nucleotide messenger RNA. Its product is annotated as UDP-glucosyltransferase 2-like. The record is from RefSeq and is a predicted model, not a curated record. Gene Ontology annotation, molecular function: UDP-glycosyltransferase activity. Lineage: Eukaryota; Metazoa; Arthropoda; Insecta; Lepidoptera; Pieridae. Bases 5 to 1579 code for a protein of 524 amino acids. The transcript is spliced from 4 exons.
GAUAAUGCAAGUCAUCGCGGUUAACAUAUUUAUGUUUACUGUGCUUUCAUUCAAUUCAGAUGCAGCUAAAAUAUUAGCAGUGUUCCCAACGCCGUCUAUAAGUCAUCAAGUUGUGUUCCGUCCAAUAGUGCAAGCGUUAGCUAAAAAGGGCCAUGAAGUUAUAGUUAUCACACCAGAUCCCGCUUUUCCCAAAGGUAAAUCUCCUGCAAACUUAACGGAAGUUGACGUUCAUGAUUUGUCAUAUAAUGCUAUCAGACCAGACUUUCUUAACGAAUUUAUGGGCGAUAAUAUAAAAGCUAUUAUGAAUAUAGGAGAAACAUUGGAAUUGAUGAUUGAUAUAUUUGAGAAACAAAUACAGGUCCCCGAAGUAAGAGAUUUAAUGAAUGAUGAAACGACAAAAUUUGACAUGAUACUUGUGGAAGCAUAUACACAAACAGCUUUAGGAUUUGGACAUUUCUAUAAAGCUCCGGUGAUACAAAUAAGUUCACUUGGUAUGGAUCCGUAUAUAUACAAUUGCUUUGGGGCGCCUAGUCAUCCAUUUCUCUACCCAUCCAUUGCAGCGUACAGAUUGUACAAUUUGUCAAUAGCAGAAAAAAUAUUUGAACUCGUUCGAACAGCUCUUUAUGCAUAUAUCGCAUAUCCUAGUUUUGAAUAUGGUCAUGCAAUGAUGAAGAGAAAUUUUGGAAAAGAUGUUCCAAACCAAGUGUCUUUACAAAAUGAUGUGAAAAUGUUAUUUUUGAAUGAACAUCCUAUUUGGAGUGAUAGUCAUCCUGUUCCACCAAACAUAAAAUUCUUAGGAGGAAUUCAUCAGACUCCCACAAAAGCAUUACCACAGGAUCUUAAAAAAUAUUUGGAUACGUCAGAAUAUGGUGUUAUUUAUGUAAGUUUUGGCAGUAACGCAAAACCUUCUCGGAUUCCACGAGACAAAAUUAAUGUGAUGAUAAAAAUAUUCUCUACUUUACCUUACGAUAUACUAUGGAAAUGGGAUGCAGAUGAUCUACCUGGGAAAUCAGAUAAUAUUAAUUUUUUUAAAUGGCUGCCACAAUCGGAUUUGUUAAAGCAUCCCAAUAUCAAAAUAUUUAUAACACAAGGUGGACUUCAGUCUACUGAUGAAGCAAUAAAUGCUGCAGUUCCCCUUAUUGGAAUACCGCUUUUCGGUGAUCAGUGGUACAACGUUGAAAAAUACGUUCACCACGGAAUUGGUAUAAAGCUCGAUAUAUUAACUUUGACUGAAAAUGAAUUCAAAGUAGCAUUGGAGGAAAUACUUGGAAAUAAGAGUUACAGAAACAAUAUUCUACGACUUCGUUCCCUUAUGCGGGAACAUCCAAUACCACCCGUUGAUAUGGCAGUAUGGUGGAUAGAGCAUAUCCUACGAUUUGGUUCUGAACACCUGAAAUCACCAGCUGCGGGACUUUCGUUAACACAGUAUUAUGAAAUACCAUUGGUCUUAACAAUUGCUUCUAUAAUUUUCUUUAUUCUAUUAGUAAUUAUUUUUAUUGUGUGGUAUUUUCUUCAUUCAAUUUGUUAUUAUUUGAAGCCCACAAAAAAGGAUCAGCUAGUAAAAUGUAAAACAAAUUAAUAACCUUUUAAUAUUUUUUAAACGAAUUGAAUACUCUUACGGAUUAACAGUGAACUUUCAUGCAUUUUGAUACCUUUCAUACUGCCCAUGCGGCGUGAAUAAAUAUUGUGAUUAUAGUUAUAAUUCAGAA